Molecule: messenger RNA, 1904 nt
Organism: Drosophila albomicans
Lineage: Eukaryota; Metazoa; Arthropoda; Insecta; Diptera; Drosophilidae
Product: prolyl 4-hydroxylase subunit alpha-2
Exons: 5
Coding region: 245-1783 (512 amino acids)
Biological process (GO): peptidyl-proline hydroxylation to 4-hydroxy-L-proline; meiotic cell cycle
Cellular component (GO): endoplasmic reticulum
Molecular function (GO): procollagen-proline 4-dioxygenase activity; L-ascorbic acid binding; iron ion binding
Source: RefSeq, a predicted model, not a curated record
AAUUGAAUAUUAGAAAAGUUCUUGAUGUUCUCGUCAUCGUUGCGCUGUUGUUGACUUAGCCACAUCUGUUUUUGUUGCGUGUGGAUACGUGACAGUAUUAACUGGAAUAUUUAUACGCGUUUUUUUUUUGGGUUAUUAGAAAUGUAAAUAGCAAGCAUAAGCUGAGCUGUUCUUUGCUCUCGACAUUCAUUAGCCAACAGUUCGUUGGCCAGGUCGAUACAUUUCCCAGUUUUCAAUUUCCACAAUGUUCGAACAAAGUUUUAGCAUAUUCAGUAUUCUAUUGUUCUGCAGCAGUCUCUGUAUAAGUGCUGUCAAUGGCGAGUUUUAUUCAUCCGCUGAUAAAAUGAUGGAACUGGAGAAUUUGGAGAAGGAGCUGGUGAUUGCCACGCGUAACUUCUUGACAGACCAGGAGAAGCAGCUCGACGAGUAUCGCAGUUUCGUGGCACGUGUGAAGCGUGAGCAUGAAGUGGCCGAGCAGCAGGGCGACGAAUACUGGGAGCUGCCGUUGAAUACAUUUCGCUUGACCAGACGUCUGGUCGAGGACUGGGAAAAGUUGCACGCACAGCUGGAGGACAAUCCGAUAACGAACACUUACCAGGCCGUGUUGGAUAUCAUCGCCAAAGAAAUUGGCUUUCCAGAACUCGACGAUCUGCGUGGCAUUGCCAGAGGUUUUGUGCGUCUGCAGAAAACAUACAACAUUUCAGCUUCUGAUUUUGCUGCAGGCACUGAAUUCUCUACAGGCACAUUUUUCCUGUGGCGUGAUUGCUAUGAAAUUGGUGUCCAUCUGUACGAUCAGGCGGAUUAUAAAGCGGCACUGGAGUGGUUAAUCUUGGCAUACGAUAUGCUCGAGGAGGCGGACAGCGAAGAGGUGAAGAAGUUCAAUCUUGAUGUGCUCGAGUACUUGGCUUUGACGUACAUUGAGUUGGGCGAAAAACAAAUGGCUGUUGACAUUUUGGCAGAUGCGGUACCGGAGGAUUCCUCACUGCCUGCCCUACAUACACUCAAAUACUUGGAGAAGAGAGCUGAAAAGUGUCCGGAUCAAGAGGAAGAAAUGGAUUGGAGGGCCAACUAUACGAUACUUUGUCAGGGCAAACAUCUGCCGAGGAAUGAGCCAGAGGAUAAAACUCUGCGUUGCUAUCGCGAUUCAAAGCGUCAUCCAUUCUUCCGACUGGCGCCAUUGAAUGUGGAGGAAGCGCAUCGCAAUCCGGAUAUUCAUGUGUAUCACGGUGUGCUGAGCGAUGUGCAAAUUGAGGAAAUCUAUGUGGCAGCCGAAGACAAGACCAAGGUGCGGUCCACGCUUCAUGGCAAUCGCGUGAGCGAUAUUCGUGUCAGUCAACAGGUUUGGCUCAAAUACGACACGCCCAUCAUGGAAUGGCUUAAGAGGUUGACUGGCGCCAUCUCUGGGCUCGAUAUGCACUACGAUGAGCUAAUGCAGGUGGCCGAUUAUGGCAUUGGCGGUCAAUAUACACCACAUUGGGACUAUAUGUCUUCGCUGACCGGCGAAUAUGAGCUCAUGGGCAAUCGCAUAGCCACAGUUAUGUAUUAUCUCUCUGAUGUGGAGCAAGGUGGCUACACGGUUUUCCCUAAGCUCAAUGUAUUCCUGCAGCCCAUAAAGGGUUCCAUGGUCAUGUGGCACAAUCAAUUGCGAUCCCUGGAAAAUGAUGAGCGCACUUUCCAUGCUGGUUGUCCGGUGCUUGAGGGUUUCAAGCGAAUCAGCAACAUUUGGGUGCAUUCCACUAGACAGGAGUUCCUCAGACCUUGCACACUUAACAAAAAUGAGUAGCGUGAAAUAUUUCACGAUUUUUGCAUUUAGUAAGCACUUCAUUUUCAUUUGAUUUGAAAUUAUAAAAUCACUUUAAUCAGCUAACAAAUCUCUGUUUGAUAUUUAUCACAAUAAACUUUAA